AGAUGUCUUACAAUUACUCAACUCCUACACCUUAACCAAAAUUUGCUCUCAAGUCUGUCUUCUCUUGGUUCACUCGAUGAAGCAGGGGAAAAGGCAUCAAAAGUCAUGAAAUCGAGCUCAGGCGGCGGUGAUGUGAGUGGGGGAUGUUAUCUGCAGCUGAGCAGCAGGAGGCUGGAGAAACCCUUGGUGGGUUUUGAAAAGAAAAGACAGAAACACCCUUUGAAGGAAUCGAAAAGACAGAAUCGGAGUUUGAGGGUGAGGGAGAUGAACGACAAUCUUGGAAUUAUGGGUCUGUUGAGGGUGAAGAGGAGAAGAAGGAAGAAGUUCAUGUACAGGAAAAUCAGAAGGAAAUUGACAACAAUGGCAGCUUUGAAGGUGAAAACGUGCUGGAAUUUGAUGGUACAGAGAGGAUUUGAAGAAGAAAGAUGAGUCCAACCAUGCAGGGGUUGCUAUUGAAGAGCAAUACAAAUGACAUUUACCUGAGAAAAUUACUAAAUAAUUAAGGAGUAUGCAUAAGAGCAAUUUCAAGUUUAUCACCCUUCUAUCAUUGAUGUAAGUUGUUCUACUUGGAGCAAGUCAUUAGGUGCCAUUAGCUAGAAGCUAAUGAAUUUUUAAAUUUCUCAACUACCAUAAAAAAAAAGCAAAAUCUUUCGGCUCAGGCCAUUUUGAGGCAUAUUUCAGAUCCUACAUUAACUACAUGUAAAAAAAUUACUACUCACUUGGCCUUAAGAUGAUAUAUAUUAUUGAUCAUGUUUCAUUUUUUUGUACCCAGUAAUCAAGAUGAUCAGUAAACUAGAUGAAAUGAGAAAAAUUAGCCCAAGUGUUCAGUAUAGUUUUAUAUAAUGAAGUACAAACUAAAGUUCUAAUCUUUAGCAGGACAAGAGAAAAAAUAUGUCCAUGAUAUCUUAAGAUUGCUUUCUAAUAUGAGUAGCCAAAGAGU
Messenger RNA from Solanum tuberosum (potato), 940 nucleotides. RefSeq lists its product as uncharacterized. The coding region runs from base 106 to 429 and encodes 107 amino acids. The transcript has 3 exons. The record is from RefSeq and is a predicted model, not a curated record. NCBI's taxonomy places the organism in Eukaryota, Viridiplantae, Streptophyta, Magnoliopsida, Solanales, Solanaceae.